AUGUCAUCCAGACAACCAAUCGUAUCAGCAAGUCCAGCCCAGGCUGCUGCUAUUGCAGCGAGUCCAAGUCCUCAAGUCCAGGCGCCAGCCCAGGGGACUCCGGGCCAAGUCCAGUCUCCGGUCCAGGCAAAUGCUCAGAUCCAACAGCAGCAGCAACAGCAGCAGCAUCAGCAGCUAUUGAACAGUUCUCAAUCAACUUCUAGUCAAGUCGUGGGCAUGCACUACAAAAUCGGCAAGAAGAUCGGAGAAGGCUCGUUCGGUGUACUUUUCGAAGGAACCAAUAUGCUCAACUCCCUUCCAGUAGCCAUAAAGUUUGAACCUCGCAAGACUGAGGCUCCUCAACUGAGAGAUGAGUACAGAACCUACAAGCAUCUGGCGGGUUGCGAAGGCAUCCCCAAGGCCUACUAUUUUGGCCAAGAAGGUCUGCAUAACAUUUUGGUCAUCGACUUAUUGGGUCCCUCUCUGGAGGACCUCUUUGAGUGGUGUGGCCGCAGGUUCUCUGUGAAAAGUGUCGUAUUUGUAGCCGUGCAGAUGCUCACCCUUAUCGAAACAGUCCACAGUCAUGACCUUAUCUACAGAGAUAUCAAGCCUGAUAACUUUUUGAUUGGUAGGCCAGGGUUACCUGACGAGAACAAAGUUCAUCUCAUUGACUUUGGUAUGGCCAAACAAUAUAGAGAUCCAAGGACUAAGCAGCACAUUCCUUAUAGAGAGAAAAAAUCUCUCAGUGGUACUGCCCGUUACAUGUCCGUCAAUACCCAUUUGGGUAGAGAACAAUCGAGAAGAGAUGACUUAGAGGCCCUUGGUCACGUCUUUUUUUACUUCCUGAGAGGCCAACUGCCAUGGCAAGGAUUGAAGGCACCUACGAACAAACAAAAGUACGAGAAAAUUGGUGAGAAGAAACGUACAACCCCUGUUUAUGAUUUGUGUUCCGGUCUCCCUCGCCAAUUUGCCCAAUAUCUGGAAACCGUACGAAACCUCGGUUUCGAUAGCGAUCCAGAUUACGAAGGCUACAGAAGACUUUUGUUAUCUGCAUUGGAUGACAUUAAUGAAACCGUGGAUGGCCAAUACGACUGGAUGAAAUUGAAUGGGGGAAGAGGUUGGGAUGCCUCCAUCAACAAAAAGCCUAAUUUACACGGAUAUGGUCAUCCAAACCCUCCAGGAGAGCGUGAUAGGCAUCAUCGUCAUAGCCAGCAACGCAAGUCUAGACAACAACAACAGGCUGCUACUUCAGGAGGUGGCGUGCUAUCCGGUAAUUACAACAGGCCGCUCCCAACGCUUCCUAAUAACCAGCAGCGACCUCCGCAAAACAAUUCAGCAUCGCAACAGCAACAACAGCGUCGGAACCAGCAGUAUCAACAGCCAGCGAUUUCCCAAGCUCAGCUAUUACAUUCACAAACUUCGCAAACCAACGUUGCAAACACUAAUUCUCCAACCAGGGAUCCUAGAAUAAAACAAUCGUACAAUCAACAGGAGGAUGCAGAUUCCAGAAAGUCCAAGCGUGGAUUUUGGUCGAAAAUACUGUGUUGUUCAUGA
Komagataella phaffii GS115 is the source of this 1533-nucleotide messenger RNA. RefSeq names its product Palmitoylated, plasma membrane-bound casein kinase I isoform. Bases 1 to 1533 code for a protein of 510 amino acids. Gene Ontology annotation, molecular function: ATP binding; protein serine/threonine kinase activity. Gene Ontology annotation, biological process: signal transduction; peptidyl-serine phosphorylation; endocytosis. Gene Ontology annotation, cellular component: cytoplasm; nucleus. The transcript has a single exon. The record is from RefSeq and is a predicted model, not a curated record. NCBI's taxonomy places the organism in Eukaryota, Fungi, Ascomycota, Pichiomycetes, Pichiales, Pichiaceae.